Molecule: messenger RNA, 1349 nt
Organism: Agrilus planipennis (emerald ash borer)
Lineage: Eukaryota; Metazoa; Arthropoda; Insecta; Coleoptera; Buprestidae
Product: methionine aminopeptidase 1D, mitochondrial
Exons: 6
Coding region: 248-1291 (347 amino acids)
Biological process (GO): proteolysis
Molecular function (GO): metalloaminopeptidase activity
Source: RefSeq, a predicted model, not a curated record
GGUUACAUCCUAGGUGUAAUGCAUAUAUACGGAUAACAUCAAAUACCAUAAAAUAAAAUUAAAUACCAUAUUAAAUACGAAUAUAAAACAAAAAUAAUAUCUUGUAUAUAUCAUGUAUUAGUAGAACGUUUUAAAUUACUAAUGUGUUAACUGAGAAAUAUUUAUUAAUAUAUGCAAUACAUAUUUCAAUUUUAAGUUAAGCAACUCGUGUUUGUUGCUGUUAAGUAUUUAUUUUGUAAAGAAGUGGAUGGUGCAUUUAUCAUUUUAUAUUUAUGAGGAAGAAAUAAUGAUUAAAAAGUCCCUUGUGAGAAUGCCUUUAACAUACUCAUUUCGAAAACUUUGGUUGAGAAGUAAGGGUUUAGAUUUUGGCCGAUAUUCUGUUGUUAAACCUGGUAAAUUAUCAUCAAAGAAACUUAUUCCUCAAUAUAUUUUAAAACCAUGCUAUUAUGAAACAGGGAUCCCAUCAAAUGGGCCUCAAUACCCUGAAACAAAAAGCAAUGAACAAAUAUUAAAGAUGCAAAGGAGUUGUGUAUUGGCUGCCAAUAUUUUAAAAUACAUAGGAAGCACAAUUUAUAUAGGCCAAACUACAGAUGAAAUAGACACUAUUGCCCACAAUUUGAGUAUCAUAAAUGAUGCUUAUCCAUCUCCAUUAAAUUAUAAUUUUUUUCCAAAGUCAAUUUGUACAUCAGUCAAUAAUGUGGCUUGUCAUGGAAUUCCUGAUGAUAGACCACUUGAAGAUGGUGACAUUAUUAAUGUAGACAUAACAGUGUUCUGUGAUGGAUACCACGGAGACUGUUCUGCAACCUUUCGAGUUGGUUCUGUUGAUGAAAAAGGCAAAAGAUUGAUACAAGCAACUAAACGAUCUCUGGAUGUAGCAAUUUCGAUGUGUAAACCAAGAGUAAGAUUUUGUGAAAUAGGGGCUUGCAUUCAGAAGUUGGCCAGUGAAAUGGGGUAUGUUGUAGUACCUAUCUUUGCUGGUCAUGGUAUUGGGGAGUAUUUUCAUGGGGCUCCAGAUAUUUAUCAUAUUGAAAAUGAUUAUCCAUACACUAUGGAUGUGGGAAUGACGUUUACAAUAGAGCCCAUAUUAUCACAAGGAACAUGGGAAGUGAAAAUAUUGAAUGAUAAUUGGACUGCAGUAAGUGUGGACGAUUCCAGAAGUGCACAAUUUGAGCACACUAUUGUUAUUGAAGAUAAUGGUUCAAGAAUUUUAACAGAACCUGAUUGCACUGAUAUAACUAAAGGAUUUUCCUUAGAGGAUUUAAAAAAUCCUUCUUUGGUACCUAUAAAAUAAAAUCGGUUGAGAAUAAUAAACAUGACGAAAAAAAUAAAACUGCGGAUCUUUUUUAUUA